AUGCUGCACGACCGGCCCACACACGCCCAGCCCUUCCAGGUGCAUUAUAACAGCGAGCGGUACCAGAACGGCACCGAGGGCGGGCGGGAACAGAACCACCUCAGCUAUACUGUGAUAACCCCCGACACUAGACACUAUGACGACCAACACUCCACGUCGCCCGCCGCCACACCUAUGAGACGGUCCCGCAGCCCGCAGCGGCAGAGCAGCGCGCCGGAGCCGCCGCCCCCCGACGACAUGGAGCCCCAGAACAUCUCCUUCAUCGGCAACGCGGACGACGACGCGCUCAGACAGGGCAUCAACAGGUUGAAUAUAUCGUCUGGUACGCGCACAUACCGUAUCCCGUCACCGACGCGGCCCUCCCUCGGCCGGAACUCGUUCCAGCAACCCGACGAGUCCGCCGACAACAACGAGAAAGGAUUCUACAUCUCCUUCGACAACGAGCAACCGAAGAGGCCGAAACCCCCCCUCAGGGCGAAACGAGGCUCCCCCAAGAAGGAGAAGUCAGACUCGCAGAGCCCCGAACGGAGUCCGGACGACGCGUGGAGCGAAAUGGAAGAGCGCAGUAUGUUGGUCGAGUAGGUCGGCGGUGUCUCGCGACGUUUCGCAGGUGCCAGAAACGCGGCCGCGAGACGCAGCGCGCGCGCCCGAGCCCGCGCCCGCCGCCCUUGUCAUCGGGGACCUCGACCCUGACCCGAGCUCGGCGGAGGAGAUGGAGCGCAAGAAGGAGCGCAUAAUGCUGCUGUCGCUGCAGCGGCGGCAGCGCGCGGAGGAGGCGCGCGCGCGGGCCGAGGCCGCGGCGGGGGCGAGGCGCGCGCGGGACGAGGCCGCCGCCGAGCUGCGCGCGCAGCGCCGCCUCGAGCAGCAGCGCCGCCGCGACCAGAUCCUGCACCAGUACAAGCUCAAGAAGGCCGUCGAGGAGGCCGAGCGGGAGGGGAAGGUGCUCGACAAGAGCGAGUUCGCCGAGUCCCUCCGCGGCGGCGGCGGCGGCCCCGCGAGCCCCGCGGGCGCGGGCACCCGGCUGCGGGGCGCCCGCCCCCCGCCCCGCGCCCGGCCCAAGACCAUCCACGUGGACUCCACCGCGCUCCACCACGCCGCGCUCGCGCGCCAGCCCUCCGCCACAGACCUCACCGCGGCGCGCGCGGCGGCCGGCGUGGCGGGCACCAUGCGGCGGGACUACUACCGCGGCUCGCAGGACAGCCUCGCCUACAGGAUGACCCCCGCGGAGUCCCCGGUGGAGGAGCGCGGGGGCGCGUCCCCGGGCAGCGCGGGCAGCGGCCCCCUCGCGCGCCGCGGCUCCUGCAAGACCUCCAGAGAGCGUGUGAAUGAGGAACCUCAGGCUUCACGUGGAAGGUCUAAAUAUUCCACUUACCAGAGUAACUUUAAGGCCGGCAGGAAGUCUAGCUCUCUUAUGAACCUGUGCGACUCGGGACUGGGUCGCGCGACUCCGCCGCGGCGGGCGGCGUCCCCCGGCGUGGGGGCGGGGGCGGCGGGCGGGCGCCACGCGGGGGCGGCGUCCCCCCUGUCGGGGCCGGGGUCGCUGCCCGGCGCCAUCGGCAAGCGCCGCGUGCACCACGACGACUGCUCCGACGUCUCCUCCACGCACUCCUCCAUCAUGGACUACUCCGGGCCCCGCCUGUACAAGCAGCCGACGACGAAAUCGAACCGCGGCAUAAUGCUGAACGCGGUGGAGUACUGCGUGUUCCCGGGCGCCGUGAACGCGGACGCCAAGCGGCGCGUGCUCGAGGAGAUCGCGCGCAGCGAGAGCAAGCACUUCCUGGUGCUGUUCCGCGACGCGGGCUGCCAGUUCCGCGCGCUCUACUCCUACUGUCCCGACUCGGACCAGGUGGCCAAGUUGUACGGCACCGGGCCCAAGAACGUCAACGACAGGAUGUUCGACAAGUUCUUCAAGUACAACUCGGGCAGCAAGUGUUUCUCCCAAGUGCACACGAAGCACUUGACUGUGACUAUAGACGCGUUCACGAUACACAACUCGCUGUGGCAGGGCAAGAAGGUGCAGCUGCCCAGCAAGAAGGACAUGGCCCUCGUCAUAUAG
This is a messenger RNA of Diatraea saccharalis (sugarcane borer), 2056 nucleotides long. Lineage: Eukaryota; Metazoa; Arthropoda; Insecta; Lepidoptera; Crambidae. The record is from the annotation of a GenBank genome assembly.